CCUCUUCUGUGAAGAGAAACAGAUACUCUCGUGAAGAAACAAUGAGGCCGAUGCAGAUGGAGUUCUUCGGAGACAUGGAUGAGCAAGGAUCGACGGUGGCGAUGGACGUGGACGACGUCGAUCCACUCGAGAUCUUCGGCGAGGGCGUCAUCUCCAUGGAAAAUAAGCUCGUCGACGCCGACUUCUUCAAUAAAUUUGAGGACGAUUUCGAUGAUACAGACAUUAACUAA
Pistacia vera is the source of this 230-nucleotide messenger RNA. Its product is annotated as small acidic protein 1-like. NCBI's taxonomy places the organism in Eukaryota, Viridiplantae, Streptophyta, Magnoliopsida, Sapindales, Anacardiaceae. The transcript has a single exon. The record is from RefSeq and is a predicted model, not a curated record. Bases 42 to 230 code for a protein of 62 amino acids.